Messenger RNA from Penicillium griseofulvum, 1161 nucleotides. RefSeq lists its product as uncharacterized. The coding region runs from base 1 to 1161 and encodes 386 amino acids. The transcript has 5 exons. The record is from RefSeq and is a predicted model, not a curated record. Lineage: Eukaryota; Fungi; Ascomycota; Eurotiomycetes; Eurotiales; Aspergillaceae.
AUGAAUCCAUUGCACUCUCGAGAUGGGGUCUUCAAGCGCGAUAAUAAUGGCAUACUCAUGUCCUCCCGUGGCGAACAAGCCAUGGUUAUAAGUGUUGUGUUUACGGGCUUAGCAACCUGCUUCGUGGCUAUGAGGAUGUUUACUCGUGUAAGACUAAUGAGACGAGUUGAAGCAAAUGACUGGAUGGUCAUUGUCGCACUGGUGAACUCAUAUGUCUUCAUGGGCCUCGACAUUGUCGAAUGCGUCAGUGGAAUAGGAACGCAUAUUAAAGAUAUCCCGCCGGCCAUCCUCGAGAGACAGAUGAAGGCCUUCUGGCUCACCAUUCCUUUCUACAACGCCGCUGUCCUCUGCGCCAAAGCCUCCAUUCUAAUGCAGUACUGGCGAGUCUUCCCAACGCACCGCAUGCGUGUUGUCUGCUGGAUCAUGAUAACCAUCCUCGGCAUCUAUGGCACAUGGGCAGUGAUCAGUGCAUUCCUAAAUUGCAUUCCCGUUGCCAAAUUCUGGAACCCAACUAUCGAAGGGUUCUGUCUAGACAAAACGAAACUGUGGUUCUCCAACGCCGGCAUGCAUAUCUCAACCGAUAUCGCUAUCCUAGUCAUUCCCAUCCCGGCUUUAAUGGCAGUCGACUUGCCCCGAAGACAGAAGGUCGCUUUAAUGAUCAUGUUCGGUCUAGGCGGGUUCGUCUGUAUCACCAGCAUUAUCCGUCUAGUCAGCUUGAAAAAGAUCGCCGAUUCAUCCGAUCCCACCUUCGAUAACGUCGGCGCCGCUUCCUGGUCCGCCAUUGAAUGCAACACAGGUAUAAUCUGCGCUUGUCUACCAACCCUAAAGCCCCUCAUCGCCCGCAUCUUCCCAGGAAUGAUAUCAACCUUCAACGCUAGUCGCACCACCCGCGGUGACACAACACAGCGUAACUCUGAUUGGAACGGUGAUGCAUCGACACUCGGUGCACAGUGUGAAGAGCAUGAGUACGGCGCGGGCGACCCGGAGCGCGUUCUCGCUCUUCCUACCGGGCUCAGGUCUAGCCUUAAGCGGUGGACUAGAGAAGAAGUGAAAGAGGAAGAGAAGAAGAAGUUGGCUCAGAUUGCUACGAUAUCUCAGCCUCCUCCCAAUAUGACGAUGCAUCCUCGUGCUUUGCCUCCGGAUUUCGGGACGCCAUUUUGA